Messenger RNA from Chaetomium globosum CBS 148.51, 246 nucleotides. RefSeq lists its product as uncharacterized. The transcript has 2 exons. The coding region runs from base 1 to 246 and encodes 81 amino acids. The record is from RefSeq and is a predicted model, not a curated record. NCBI's taxonomy places the organism in Eukaryota, Fungi, Ascomycota, Sordariomycetes, Sordariales, Chaetomiaceae.
AUGAAGAUCUUCGUGGCCUGGGCGACUGUGACACAGGGUUUUACCUGGUGCAACUCAAAGCGAAGUCACCGCGUCUCCCUGGUGUUGCUAAAGGAGUCUCGGCCGCGAGUCCUGCGCCGUUAUCUCCUGGGGGAUAUUGAUUUGUCGAUGGGAUUGGAUGCCCAGAACCGGCGGCUCCUGGCGCGUUUCGGGUCCACAAGUGCCGCUAGCGUCGUGUGCCGGGGUCGGUCUGACUUGCAUGGAUGA